AGAAGCUUUCAGAAGAUAUGCUGCAGAGAGUCGGUGAGGGUGGCUCAUUGUCUAUAACGAUGAACAUAAUAAUUGCUCUUCUGUGUAUUCUGACAAAUCAGGUCAUAAGCCAAACCAAAGAUAUUUUUCCUGCAAAGAUCCUGGCCCAGCAGACAAUUAUAAGUGAAAACAGUGACCUUUAUGUAACAUGCACCACACUUGAGAGAAAGAAAGACUCCAAGGUUUUUAUUUAUUUGUUAAAAAAUGGGCGCGGAAUCCAGAAUCUCACCCAGAAGCAAGAUCGAAGUGACACCAAGUUCAGCAUACCCAGAGCUGGUCUUCAUCACAGUGGAAAUUACAGCUGUGUUUAUUCUCAGAAACCUUAUACACUUUCUGAAGUAGUCAAGAAAGGAGACGACAUCAUUGAGAUUCUGGUCAUAGCCAAUUUUCUCCCAGCAGAUAUUUCAAUAGUUGGGCCAUCCACUGUUCAUGAGGGAGACUAUGUUGAAUUCCAGUGCACAGUGUCUCAACACCUACAUACACUUGGUGGAUGUAAAUUUAUCUACGCUUACCUGAGGAAGAACGACAUGAUUCUCCAAGUGCAAGUCUUUAAUGUGUCUCAGAUGCUGGCAACUUUCAUCAUCGAUAGUGCAGUUUUGAAGGAUUCAGGUCCUUACAGCUGCAUAGUGCUGCCAUCAAAAUGCUUCUAUGAGCACGAGUACACAGUUCAUGGAACAAACAAUUUAUUUCUUGAGGUCAAAGUGGAUUUAAUCUCUCUUGGUUUACUGCGUUAUGGAGUGAUAACCUUGAUGGUAUUACUGGUGGCGUUUCUUUGUGGAUCAAACAACAAACAAGCAAAUGCAGACAUGCUGGAGAAAUGACGGGAUGAGAGUGGGGGAAGAUCUAGAUCAGGAGUGUCAAACUGAUUUUAUGUUGCAGGCCACACAGCCCACUAGUUAAGUGGUGCAUCAGCGUAACGUUGUGCUGACCAUUAGGGGGGUCAAGAUGUCUGUCUAAAUAAAUCUGGGUAUAUUCCCAGAUGAUUAAACAUGCAAGUAUUUUGCUGGUAAUACCUGAAAUGAGUAAAGAAAAUCAACAGCCUA
Messenger RNA from Oreochromis aureus, 1082 nucleotides. RefSeq lists its product as uncharacterized. Lineage: Eukaryota; Metazoa; Chordata; Actinopteri; Cichliformes; Cichlidae. Gene Ontology annotation, biological process: cell surface receptor signaling pathway. Gene Ontology annotation, molecular function: transmembrane signaling receptor activity. Bases 18 to 860 code for a protein of 280 amino acids. The record is from RefSeq and is a predicted model, not a curated record. The transcript is spliced from 5 exons.